AUGUCUGGUUCAACAGUUGAGCACUUUAGCCACCCCGAGCACCCUCUGAGAUUGAAAGAGGAUGAUAUUAUUGAAGUUGAUGCUAUCUGUUCUCUUUGCGGCGAAUCCGUUAUUGGCUUUCCUACAUAUACAUGCACUAGCAACAAUAUCGGUUGUCAGAGUUUCUACCUCCAUAAGAGCUGUGCUCAACUUCCCACACAAAUUGUUCGCCAUUUGAAAGACCCACACCCGCUUGCUCUCCAACCACGGUCUUCGAGUUGCCGUUGUGAUAUUUGUCUUCGUCCUGCUGUGAAUUUCACUUAUGGAUGUGAGGAUUGUGAUAUUGACAUAUGUGUCAUUUGUGCUUUUGGUUCUAAAGACAGAGUGAUUAGUCAUCAAGGUCAUCCAGAGCACACACUCACACUGCAGAGGCAAGCUUUGUUUAGCUGUAAUGCUUGUUACGAGAGAACCGAAGAUUAUUCCUAUGUAUGCCUCCCCUGUGAUUUCUGGAUCCACAAAAAGUGUGCUGCUUCUCCACCAAUCAUUCCAGCUCCUACUUAUCACCAUCAUCCCCUCACUCUUAUCUUCUCUGUUCCACUCCAGCAUCGCUACUUCUUUCGUGACUGCGCCGUCUGCAAAGAAUGGAUUCCAACCCGCAGUUGGUCAUAUUACUGUCACAAAUGCACAUUCUUUGUGCAUUUAAAUUGUUCUACGUCCACAAUAUCUUUCCAAGACGAGAUGGAAGAAAAUGCCAUCGUUCAUAAUGGUUCUGAUUUGGUACAAUUUCCUCUACCGGGCGUGGAAUCACUAUUUGAUCUUAUUAUUACCAGGGGACAUUGGAGUCACGAGGAGCAUCCACUAGAACUGCUCCAGUUCACUGUUAGUUGGGAUGAUAACGACGAAGAUGAUAACAAUGAAAAUAAUGCUGAUAAAAGGGCGUCGAUAUGUGAUGGGUGCGUUCAACCCAUAACGAUUUCUCAUCCAAGUUACUAUGCGUGUGUGGAAUGUGGUUUCUUCCUCCACUCCUUCUGUGCCAAUAAGCUGCCACCUACUCCACGAAUGGGUUCUACUAUGAAUGUAAGACUUGUGAUAUCAAGGUCGAUAUCGGCUGUGUAUUCUUGCCCACGAGAAUUAGGCAUCAAUCUCACAAACACCACUCCCUCAUUUAGCGCCCAUCCACCAGAAAAUAUUGUUGUGUAA
This is a messenger RNA of Daucus carota subsp. sativus, 1179 nucleotides long. RefSeq lists its product as uncharacterized. The transcript has 4 exons. NCBI's taxonomy places the organism in Eukaryota, Viridiplantae, Streptophyta, Magnoliopsida, Apiales, Apiaceae. The record is from RefSeq and is a predicted model, not a curated record. The coding region runs from base 1 to 1179 and encodes 392 amino acids.